AUGGCCACGCACUUUCUUGAGGAUCCGCGACUCCGCCAACGCUGGAACCAGAUCUCGCACAACGCCGGAGAGGUGACGGAAAAUGCUGCCGCCGGCAUUUGGAGUUUUCAGCACCACUACAUCAAUCCCUGCCUUGCCUCUCUUGUCAGCUCGAUCGAAGAAUGCGCCAAUCCCUGCCUAGGCGAUCGAGAGGAGCGCGCGAGACGGAGACGAGAGCGCGAGCGCGCUGGAGGCCGGGCGGAAUACAGCUUCGACUUUUACGAUGACUGGUACGCCGAGGAUCAGGACGGCGGAUUUCUGGGUGGCUGGGGCAACGAUGACUGGGACCGUCUACUCGCGGGCACCGGCACCCAACGAAAGCAUGCGGGCGGCGAGGUUCAGGAACAACCCAAGAGAAAGCGGGGGAUGAGCUAUGGUACUCGAGGCCGAGGAACUAAAGUGUCGGAAUCCGAUCCGACCAUCAUACCUAGCACACAACCCAUAGGCUUCCUGGGCAAGCUGCCAUGGAAGUUGGGGAAGACGCUUCGUUACAAGCCCAGCGCGGCUGACCUACAGGACCACCCCCGACAGCAUGAUGAGAUGGGCAUGGGUGAGGCCGAGCCUCUUCUCGGAAACGACUCGGACGACGACAUCUAUCAAAGUCGCUUCGCCAAAACUAGGAGUCGAAGCGGGACGACAGGAUCGGGGAAUACGUCCGACUCGUAUCGAUCUCGGGGCGACUUGUUCCCUAGCGAUGGCGAGGGCGACGAGGACGCUGUGCCGCUGGACGACGAGUUCAUGGUCUUGGAUAAAGUCCGAGAUGACCGGAGCAGCAGCAGGACAAAAGCCAGCAAGGGAAAACGCCGAGCGGACGGCCGGGCGAUGUCCCGCACGGUAUCGAGGGCCACUAUAGAUUCCAGUCAUUCGUUAUACGGCCCGGGCCCUCGGAGAAGCUCGAUAAGCAUACCUAACACCCCUGACACACCAUAUGCACCCUCGAUGGAGGAGCUGCAGCUGGAGGAAGAGCGGAUCCAGCGGGAAGAGGACGAGGACGUGGAACGCAAGCGGCGGGCUGCAUCACAGCUUGCAUCGGAACGCGGCCUGCACGACUCCGGGUCCGAAGUCUACUCCGUCGACGAGAUCUCGGACGCGGAAUUUGUCGAGGCGGAACAUGCGUCAGAGCCUCCGAGUCAGGAGACGCCGCCACCCGAUUCAACGGCGGAAACAACAAACAGAUGCGAAGCGCCGGUGAUCCGGUCGACGGCGCAAGAGGGACAGUUUAUACAGACCGAGGAAUUCGUUCCCGCACGGUUACCGAGCUUCAGAUAG
This is a messenger RNA of Colletotrichum karsti, 1308 nucleotides long. RefSeq lists its product as uncharacterized. Bases 1 to 1308 code for a protein of 435 amino acids. The transcript has a single exon. The record is from RefSeq and is a predicted model, not a curated record. Lineage: Eukaryota; Fungi; Ascomycota; Sordariomycetes; Glomerellales; Glomerellaceae.